This is a messenger RNA of Candida dubliniensis CD36, 1911 nucleotides long. RefSeq names its product Mnn26p (gene MNN26). The record is from RefSeq and is a predicted model, not a curated record. Gene Ontology annotation, biological process: mannan biosynthetic process. The transcript has a single exon. NCBI's taxonomy places the organism in Eukaryota, Fungi, Ascomycota, Pichiomycetes, Serinales, Debaryomycetaceae. Gene Ontology annotation, cellular component: Golgi apparatus. Bases 1 to 1911 code for a protein of 636 amino acids. Gene Ontology annotation, molecular function: alpha-1,2-mannosyltransferase activity.
AUGAAAUAUUUAGAAGAUAUUAAAAACCAUUUACAACAAGAAAUAACUGAACAAUAUAGUAAUGAAAUUUUCAAACAAUAUGCAUUUUCAUUUGAUAUUUAUUCGAAAAAAGUUGAUGAAUAUGCUUUACAACACGAAAGUUCAUUAGAACCAGCUUCAUGUUUAGCAAUUUUGGGGCAAGAAGAUACAAAACUGAUUCCUGAUUUAGAUAAAUAUUUAACUAAAGCUAAUGAUAAAUAUUUCAAUCGUCAAAAAUAUUUCCAAUAUUUAUUGAAGGAUAUUUUAUUAAAUAAUAAACCUAAAUGUCAACCAUUAACUAAAGAAGAAAAAGGUGAAAAAUUAAAUCCAACUUAUCAAUGGGAUGCCAGAAUUAUAUCAGAAAAAUAUUUAUUAGGAAGUAAAUUAACUAUACCUGGUGAUAAAUUUAGAGCUCUUCGUGAUGCUCAUGAUCAAGUUGUUAAACAAUUGAAAUCAUUACCUGACCCUCCAUCACAAUUCAUUUCUGGUCAUGGGAUUGUUGUUAAUGGUGGUGGUAAUAUGAUAGGAUCAGCUUUGACUGCCAUUGCCAAUAUGAGAGAACGAGGAUCUCAAUUACCAGUUGAAUUAAUCCUUGAUACUAAACAAGAAUAUGAUAAACAAAUUUGUGAAGAAUUAUUACCACAAAAAUUAAAUGGGAAAUGUAUUAUUGUUGAAGAACAAGUUGGAAAAGAAGUAUUUGAUAUUAUUAAUGAAAAAUUCUCGAGGAAAAUCAUGGGAUUAUUAGUUAGUAGUUUUGAUCAUAUUAUUGCUAUGGAUGCUGAUAAUCUUGCUAUUAAAAAUGUUGAUAAUUUAUUAUUUACUGAACCUUAUCUUUCGACGAAAAUGAUUUUAUGGCCGGAUUUAUGGGUUAAAUUAACUAGUCCAUUAUAUUAUAGAAUUGCAAGAAUUGAACCCGGAGAAAUUAUUGAUCGAUUUGGUAUCCCUAAUGAUGGAUCAUUUGCUGAAUAUAUCACUAAAGAUAAACAACUGGAAGUUCAUUAUCAUGAUCUUGAUAAUUUACCUAGUACAAUUUCAGUGGAAACUGGACAAAUGGUUUUCUCUAAACGGGAACAUUUGAAAAGUUUAUUAUUAGCAUUAUAUUAUAAUAUCAAUGGUAAAGAUUUUUAUAUUGAUUUACUUUAUCAAGGGGCUUAUGGUGAAGGUGAUAGAGAAACUAUUGUUCCAGCAUUACAUGUAAUGAAUGAACGAUACACUUUAACUAAUCAAAAAGUUCAUAUUUUAGGAUAUGAAGCUCUUAAUGGGAAAUCAUCUGAAACUACAUUAGGACAAACUGAUCCAAGAGAUAAUUAUCAAUUUUAUCAAGAUUGGAAAAAAUUUUUAAUCAGUAGGAAAUUAGAUACAAGAUUAAAUCCAUUUCAAUCAGGAGGUUAUACAUCAGAUUUAAUGAAACAAUUUCAUGAUUAUAAACGACAAAUUUAUCAAGAUAAACAAUAUGAAGAUGAAGCAACAGUUCAUCGAAUGAUUAAUUAUAAAUUACCAGAAAUAUUAUUUUUACAUUGUAAUCAUCCCAAAAUUGACCCUCUUAAGAAUUCCAAAGAAGCUAAUGAUGAAUUUGGAACAUAUUCAAGAAGAAAUAUGGGUUUACCUGAUAAAGUGGAAAAAUUAUUUGAAGGUAAAGAUUGGGAAUUAAGAUUUCAUACAAUAUCUCAAUGGGUAGCUUGUAAAGCUAUUAGUAAAUCUUCAAUAUAUUGGGAUAAAAUUGCUGGGAAAUCUCAACAACAAGUUUGUGCAUCAGUUGGUAAAUAUAUUGAAUUUUUGAAAAAAGAUACUUUUGAUAAUGAAGCAACAAAGUUAACAAUUUUAAAUCAACAACAGAAGCCACAACAACAAGAAAGUGGUAAUGAUAAUAAGAAAGAAGGUGCUGCAUCAUAA